Branchiostoma belcheri (Belcher's lancelet) is the source of this 1186-nucleotide messenger RNA. RefSeq lists its product as uncharacterized. Lineage: Eukaryota; Metazoa; Chordata; Leptocardii; Amphioxiformes; Branchiostomatidae. The coding region runs from base 40 to 903 and encodes 287 amino acids. The transcript has 3 exons. The record is from RefSeq and is a predicted model, not a curated record.
GUGGUGUGCACUCCAUACUAAAUAUUAUGCAUACGUCAUAUGUCAUCCAAGGGCCUUAAAAACGCGCGGUUCGAGCAGAUCGAUCAGUGCCUGCGGCAAGUGGUCCCUCUUGUCUCAGCUGCCGGGUCUUUCUGCAACAUUUGCAAACUGCUAGCGCUACCGAGCAUGCAGGCAAUUGCAAGGAUGGCCAACUUUCCCCAAAGGUUGUUACCGGUUGCUUUGCUGCCAAUCGUCAUUGCGACUUUCAUCACGGCAGAGCAGUCUUGGCAAUCCGGAGCCAACCUAGAGCACUACAUUUCAAGCGCCCCCAGCCUGGCGACGAAAAAGGGCCAAGCUGGACUCUCCUCAUCAUCAUUAGCUGGUACGAUGGAGAUCAGUGCCAGUCAUACAGCUCCAUCGGUGGAUGUGGUAGGGACUCAGGUCGUACGUGAGCCGUCCGAUCACGAGCAAGAAUUCCACCACUCUGGCGGACUGAAAUGGGUGGAUUCCAACAACGGUGAAAGGUUUGCAAUGAUGGGCCUGGAAGAUGCCGAAGAAGAAAAAGGCCAGCGAGCACAAGAAAAACCAGCUGGUAACGUCUCAACCGAUGGAGAGUCGGUUCUCGUCGUUACCAUCAACAUAACUGGUUUUAUGACACCCACUAACGGUCCAAACCGUAUGGACGCACUUCAUCAGACCGAAUCAAGAGUAGUUUACAGAUCGAUAACCAACUGGUUUCCAAAAAUGAGGUUAACGUCCGAGGAAACAAUCGCGCGGUGUACCGUGGAGCUGCCCAUGAAGGUCCUUUCGUUAGCCCUGGCUCAGCUCAUGAAGAAGGGAACAACACCGAGUCAGAUCGUGAACCCUCAGUACCAGCACCAACAUCUGCACAACAACUUCCGCCGGAACAGAAGAUGUGGAUAGUUGGGAGGCAUGGGCCUACUUUUGAGGACAUUAUUGUAUUCGGGCGAUGUAUAAAAUGUACAUAAAAUGUACAGAUAGAGAAUCUGGUGUAGUUUUUGUACAGAUGACAGGCUUUGUACAGGCUUUCAUCAUAUACAUAUAGUAUCUGCUGGGAAGGAGAUAUCCUUCUUGGAUCUCCGUUUGUGUGUUCACAGCUAUAACUCUAAUUUUUUGUAUAAGCUGUAGCUUUCGACAGUUGUAUUAGUCUGUUUUAUAUUAAAAAGUAAUGUUUUGCUUGACUUUA